UGAAUAACUGUAAAGUGUUAAACUGUGGUUAUAAGGUUGAGUUUAAAAUAACAUAAUUCUUAGUAAAACAUUUCCAAGUUUUGGAUGCGAAAAUAUUGGUGAUAAUAUGUCAAAACUUUUUGGGUGUUUCUUUCCCCUACUUGGACGACGGAAGCGACAUCUCUCAUCUGAUUCAGAUAUGGAUAGUGUCGAGGAAAAAAAUGUUGUGUUAGCCGAAAGAGAAGAUUCAUUGUUUAAAGUUCAUUUAUUAGGUGCAACUCUGCUUUCCUGGAAAGUUGAUGAUGCAGAAAUCUUAUUUGUAAGUGACAAGGCAGUAUUUGACAAUAAAAAAGCGAUAAGAGGAGGAAUACCAUUUGUUUUUCCACAGUUUGGCCCCUGGAGUGCUGGACCACAACAUGGUUUUGCUAGGACUUCCCACUGGAAGCUGGAGAAAGAGCCAGAGAAGUUGCCUAAUGGAGAUGUUCAAGCAGUGUUUACAUUGUGUGACUCAGAUUCAACAAGAGCUUUGUGGGACUAUAGGUUCAAAGUGACUUAUACAAUCACAUUAAUGGACAAAAAGCUAAAUAUGGAAGUUGAUGUUAAAAAUACAGGAGAAUCUGAAUUUUCAUUCACUGUGUUACUGCAUACAUACUUCAAUGUUCCUGAUGUUACUAAGUGUGAGGUUACAGGCCUGAAAGGUAUUACUUAUGUGGAUAAGACAAGGAAUGAAGAAACUUUUUUGGAAGAUCGUGAAGUGGUUACUGUUGCACAGCUUACAGACAGGGUAUACCAGAAUACACCAAGUGAACAUUCCAUUAGAGUUGUUGCUGGGAAUAGAACAAUCACGAUGAGAAAACACAAUUUUCCUGACACGGUUAUCUGGAACCCAUGGAAGGAAAAGGCUAAGGCUAUGAGUGACUUUGGAGAUGACGAAUACUUAAACAUGAUUUGUGUGGAAGCAGGUUCUGUAUCCAACCCAGUGAAGCUUGGGACCAACCAGACAUUCCAUGCAUCUCAAGUCCUUGAAUUAACUUAGACAGUAUAGAGAAAUUGUCAUUCAUUUUCUGAGAACCAAUAUUCUUUCUAGAAAUAUAUAUUUUGCUUAUUUUCCAAAGAGCAUUAUGAUAUUCUAUUGAAAAUGGUAUCUUUAAUUUUCUUGCAUGUUUCAUUACUUGGUGUUUAACAAGAUUCAUAAUUCAGGGUUUUUUUUGUGUACUUGUACAUGUAAUAAAUAUGGCAUUUGGGAAGUGCAUUUAGAACAGUUUA
Molecule: messenger RNA, 1245 nt
Organism: Limulus polyphemus (Atlantic horseshoe crab)
Lineage: Eukaryota; Metazoa; Arthropoda; Merostomata; Xiphosura; Limulidae
Product: putative glucose-6-phosphate 1-epimerase
Exons: 10
Coding region: 107-1015 (302 amino acids)
Biological process (GO): carbohydrate metabolic process
Molecular function (GO): isomerase activity; carbohydrate binding
Source: RefSeq, a predicted model, not a curated record